This is a messenger RNA of Corylus avellana, 821 nucleotides long. Its product is annotated as Lactoylglutathione lyase / glyoxalase I family protein. Lineage: Eukaryota; Viridiplantae; Streptophyta; Magnoliopsida; Fagales; Betulaceae. The record is from RefSeq and is a predicted model, not a curated record.
GGAAAAGGAAGGAGACGAGUGGUUAAGUAAUUAUUGGCUUCUGGGUUCACCAAAAAAGAAAAAAAAAAAAAACAUCAAUAGGGAAAACCCAGGUGAGCUGCUACUCUUCCAUGGCUUCUCUUCUCAGUGUACCACCCACUGCUCCUCUGCGACACAAGGUGAAUCGUGUGGGCGUCAUCAUACCACACAAAAGUUACCAGACUAGUGUGAGGAAUGGGAGAUUGCAUGGGCUUAGUUUGGUGACAAAAGCUAAGAUGGCUGUUGAAGGAGACGUACUCGAGCAAGAGUCAGUUGGUGCCAAUGAUAAAAGUGAUUAUGGAGUUGUGAGUGUUCACCAUGUUGGAAUUCUCUGUGAAAACCUUGAAAGGUCGCUUGAGUUCUAUCAGAAUCUUCUGGGUCUGGAAAUAAAUGAGGCCAGGCCAGAUGAUAAGCUCCCUUACAGAGGUGCUUGGUUGUGGGUGGGUUCUGAGAUGAUUCAUCUGAUGGAGCUACCCAAUCCUGACCCCUUAACCGGACGAGCUGAACAUGGCGGCCGAGAUCGUCAUACUUGUAUUGCAAUUAGGGAUGUUUCUAAGCUGAAAGCAAUCCUUGAUAAAGCUGGUAUUACCUACACACUUAGCCGUUCUGGGAGGCCAGCAAUCUUUACACGAGAUCCAGAUGCAAAUGCUCUAGAAUUUACCCAAGUGGAAUGACUGAAAUAUUUAAACAGAUGCAGCAGGAGCUUGUAAUAUCAGCCAAAACUACAUGUACAGAUAAUUGAAUAACUUAAAUAAAUGUAACCUACAAUGGUUUUGUAAGCCAUUGGUGUUGAAAUUGCUAUA